AACUUCUGUAUCAUAGGAAAAGCGAUGCAAUAAAGGUUAUGGGGAUUGGGGAACAUUUAUGUUAAAAAAAACUCAAGAAAGAAAAAAGCUGCAAGAGAAUAACUGAACAUAAUGUCUGGGUCCAGCAGUGAAGACGAUGGAGCUGGUGAAUACGUCUUUUAUCGUGAUAGAUCUGACUGGAAAGAUAUCAAGCCUAUACCACAGGAUGAAGACGAUCCUGUUGUAGCUAUUGAUUAUUCACCACAAUUCAUUGAUGUCUUCGAUUACUUCAGAGCCAUAGUAAAUAAGGGAGAAAAGUCUAAACGGGCCUUGAAACUGACACAAGACGCUGUUAAAUUGAAUCCAGCGAACUACUCAGUGUGGCAAUAUCGUCGGGAAAUUUUAAAAGAAUUAAAUGAGGAUCUUCAAGCAGAACUCCAUUUCGUUAGAGCAAUCAUACUUAAACAGCCGAAAAAUUAUCAGGUAUGGCAGCACAGAAGGAUCUUAGUUGAAUGGACUGAUGAUCCCAGUCAGGAAAAAGAUAUUACUGAGAGCGCAAUCAACCAAGAUGCAAAAAAUUAUCAUGCAUGGCAACAUAGACAGUGGGUAGUGAAGAGAUUCUCUUUGUAUGAAGGCGAAUUGGAAUUUACAGAAAAACUCAUCGAUGUAGAUGUUAGAAAUAAUUCAGCAUGGAAUCAUCGGUACUUCACUAUAAAUAAUUCAACUGGAUUCUCAGAUGAUGUAAUUGGAACUGAGAUUGGUUUCACCCUCAAGAACAUAAAUAAAGCUAAAGAGAAUGAAAGUUCCUGGAAUUACCUAAGAGGCUUAAUAUUUCAGAGUAAUAAUGGUUUGAGUAGAAAUAAGGAAAUAACUUCCUUUUGUGAAAAUUUAUAUCAGGGUGGAAACAGAUCUAUCUUUUUAUUGUCACUUAUUAUCGAUAUGUGCAAAGAACAACUAGAUAAAGAUAUUAAAGAUCCGAGUUAUGAACUUAGUAGGGGUAUAGAGUUAUGUGAAGAGCUUGCCAAUAAACUUGAUUGUAUUAGAGCGAAUUAUUGGAAUUAUUUAGCCGAUAGUUUAAGGAGACUUUCAGGUGGUGGUGAUGUCAAGGAUGUGUGAAGUUUAGAACUGUUGCACAAAAUUUUUCACUUCCAUUAUCAGAAAAUCUAUAAGAUACUUGGUCAACUCAUAGGUUAUCAGCAUUGAAGUGAUCUUACACAAUAGCAUCAAACAAUUUAUUCUUUGUGGUACAGUACUAGGUCUGAAAUCAGAUAUGUACCAAAAAAAUUUAAGUACCAAUUUCAAUAUAUACUAAAGGGGAUUAUAUUCAAAGUUAAAUGAAAUUUUAAUACAAAUUAUUUAUUCUACCUAAUUUCUAUGAUUUUGAAUCUAAGUUGACACAAGGUUUCGGAGUAUUUUAUUGGAAUGAAAACAGUUUCAGUUAAUUUUAUAUUGUUUAAGAUACAUUAUAUACUGUAUAAAUAGUAAAAGUAUAUUUUUAAUAAAUUUCAAACAAUUUUUAACACCUAUUGUAUCAGUAAUAAAAUUUCAUUUUUAAAUCAG
Harmonia axyridis is the source of this 1539-nucleotide messenger RNA. RefSeq names its product protein farnesyltransferase/geranylgeranyltransferase type-1 subunit alpha (gene Fnta). Gene Ontology annotation, cellular component: protein farnesyltransferase complex; cytoplasm; CAAX-protein geranylgeranyltransferase complex. The record is from RefSeq and is a predicted model, not a curated record. Gene Ontology annotation, molecular function: CAAX-protein geranylgeranyltransferase activity; protein farnesyltransferase activity. Gene Ontology annotation, biological process: protein farnesylation; protein geranylgeranylation. The transcript has a single exon. The coding region runs from base 112 to 1095 and encodes 327 amino acids. Lineage: Eukaryota; Metazoa; Arthropoda; Insecta; Coleoptera; Coccinellidae.